Messenger RNA from Perkinsus marinus ATCC 50983, 603 nucleotides. RefSeq names its product 3-dehydroquinate synthase, putative. The transcript is spliced from 7 exons. The record is from RefSeq and is a predicted model, not a curated record. Gene Ontology annotation, biological process: aromatic amino acid biosynthetic process. Gene Ontology annotation, molecular function: 3-dehydroquinate synthase activity. Lineage: Eukaryota; Perkinsozoa; Perkinsida; Perkinsidae. Bases 1 to 603 code for a protein of 200 amino acids.
AUGUCGUCGUCAGUAGUUGCCUCAACUCGUGAAGGGGUUUCCUUGCGGACUGUUAAAGUGAACACCAAGGGUGGAAAGUACGAUGUAGUCGUUGGUCGAGGCAUAUGCACUUCACCGUUAUUCAAGGAACUUGUCUCGGAAGUUUGCACAGAUGAAAAGCAACGCGUCACUAAAUUCUUCGUUUUCGUUGACGCUAACUUGCUGGGCCUCAACAGUGCUUUGGUGACCAUCAUCGAGGUUGCUCUAGCUUCCAUAGUAGGCGGUGAUAAUGUGAACCUUAUGUGUAUCCACAGUGGCGAGGCCUCGAAAUGUCGAGAUCAGAAGGCCGAAAUUGAAGAUUUCUUAUCACGGAAAGGCGCUGACCGCCGCGCGGUCCUGGUUGCCCUCGGUGGUGGCGUUAUAGGAGAUCUCAUUGGUUUUGUUGCAGCAUCUUAUUAUAGAGGAAUUAGAUUCAUUCAGGUUCCAACGACAGUGUUAUCUAUGGUGGACUCCUCUGUUGGUGGCAAGACUGCGGUCGAUACACAAUUCGGCAAGAACCUCAUAGGUGAGCAUCUCCUCGUUAUAGAGCUUCUGCUGCAUAUACGGAUGAGAAGCAAUUGUUGA